Molecule: messenger RNA, 1648 nt
Organism: Carlito syrichta (Philippine tarsier)
Lineage: Eukaryota; Metazoa; Chordata; Mammalia; Primates; Tarsiidae
Gene: ZNF514
Product: zinc finger protein 514
Exons: 5
Coding region: 1-1419 (472 amino acids)
Biological process (GO): negative regulation of transcription by RNA polymerase II
Molecular function (GO): DNA-binding transcription repressor activity, RNA polymerase II-specific
Source: RefSeq, a predicted model, not a curated record
AUGGACUACAUUGAAUCAGGUUUGGCUCGCAAGCUUGCAGAGGGCCAGAAGCCCUCCUGGGGAGUUAGUACCAGGCCUAGGAAGAACACCCUAGGAAGAGGCCGGGGAAUGCCACUGAAAGCUCUCCCUUCUCAGGACCCUGCUCUUCCUCCAGAGAGAUACUCAGAAGAAAAGGGCACAGCCGGUUUAUUCCUGGAAGCCAGGACCCAGGACCUGAUGACAUUUGAGGAUGUGGCUGUGGAAUUCAGCUGGUGGGAGUGGAGGCAGCUGGAUCCUGCUCAGAAGGAGCUCUACAGGGAGGUGAUGCUGGAGAACUUCAGGAACCUAGCCUUCCUGGGGCUUCCAGUAUCCAAACCAUAUGUGAUCUGCCAGUUGGAGGAAGGAGAAGAGCCCUGUGUGUUGGAGAAAGAAAUCUCGACAGGAGCCCACUCAGACUGGGAGAAAAGGCCUAAAGGCAAGGAAUCAAUGCCAAGUCAAGGCAUUUCCAGAGAAGAAUUAUUCCAGGUAGCAUUGAUGGAAAAAUACAGUCAAGGUGAGCUCUGGUCCUCGAAACUGAAAGCAACCUGUGGUUAUGAUGACCAGUUAGAGAUGCAGCAGAUAAAGCAGGAAAGACACCUGAAAAAAAUGUCAACCACUCACAAGUCUGCUCUCAGUUUUAGGAGAGAUUAUGAAUGGAGUGAAUCUGGCAGAAGUUCAGGCUUCACAUCAGUUCUUGUUAACCAACACAAUGUUCCCAUGGGAGAAGGAUCCUAUAAAUGGGAUACAAAAUUUAGACAGACUUCAGGGGGAAAUAACUCUCCAAGAACCCAACCAGAGAAGAAAUCUUGUAGAUGUCAUGAAUGUGGAAAGCCCUUUCAUUUCCAGUCAGAACUUAGGCGCCAUCAGCGAUGUCACACUGGAGAAAAGCCCUAUGAAUGCAGUGAAUGUGGGAGAGCCUUUGGCCAUAUUUCAUCCCUUAUUAAACAUCAGAGGACUCAUACUGGAGAAAAGCCCUAUGAAUGCAGUGAAUGUGGGAGAGCCUUCAGCCAGAGUUCAUCUCUCAUUCUACAUUAUAGAUUUCACACGGGAGAGAAACCCUACAAAUGCAAUGAAUGUGGACGAGCCUUUGGUCAUACUUCAUCCCUUAUUAAACAUCAGAGAACUCAUACUGGAGAGAAGCCCUAUGAAUGCAGGGAAUGUGGGAGAACCUUUAGCCAGAGUUCAUCUCUCAUUGUGCAUUAUAGAUUUCACACUGGAGAAAAACCUUACAAAUGUAAUAAAUGUGGGCGAGCCUUUAGCCAGAGUUCAUCUCUCACUCAACAUUAUAGAUUUCAUACUGGAGAGAAACCCUACAAAUGUAACAAAUGUGGAAGAGCCUUUGCUCAUACUGCAUCUCUUAUUAAGCAUCAGAAAAGUCAUGCUGGAAAAAAAAUCCUAUGAAUUCAGUGAAGGUAGAAGGGCUUUCAGCUGGAGUAUACACAUUACCAAACCUCAGAGAAUUUAUGAUGGAGAAAGAUCCUAAAAGUGUAAUGUAUGUGGGAAGACCAUUGGUUGGAAGGCACAUUUUGUUCAACAUCAGUACAUACUAAAGAGAAGCCCUGUCAUUGUCAAGAGAGAGGGUGGGCUUUCAGCCACAUGUCCUCUUUUACCAGACACUGGAGAAUCCAUA